UUCAAACAAAAAAUUUCAGAAUAGAGCCACACUUCUUACAACAAUUAACAAGGAAUGUUUUUAAAUUUGUGUAAAAUGGCUGAACAAUUAUUAUUUAAAAGUAUGUCGGUUUUAAAAUGUCCCAAUGUUUUUAUGAAAAAUUCGACUGAAGUUGAAAAAAAAUUACUAGCGUUCAUCCAAGGAGGUGUAAACCAGUUGCAAAUUAUCACAGAUUUUGAUGAAACGAUUACGAAACAGAAACCUUUGAGUGGGAAAAGUGUAUUAACAAGCGUAUUACAUGCUUGUCCAUCACUUCCCGAUAGUUACAAAAUUCAAUCAAAAGCGUUAUACGAUAAAUACCACCCUUAUGAAUGUGAUCAUAAAUUAGAUAAAACAAUAAAAACAAAUAUUAUGUUAAAAUGGUGGGAAGAGGAAAGUGAAAUUUUAAAGAAUAUUUUUUUGCCACAACAAGAGUUUGAAGACGUCGCUCAAAAUUCAUAUGAUAAACUAAGGGAUAAUACUUUUGAAAUGUUAAAUUAUGCAAAGGAACACAAAAUACCUGUCCUUAUAUUUUCAGCUGGUGUCGGAAAUUCCAUCAUUGCCAUAUUAAAAGUUAAUAGACUGAUGUUAAAAAAUAUCACGAUUGUUUCCAACUUCCUAAAAUAUAAAACAGGAGAUAUUAUCGAUGGAUUUCAAAACCCUCUUAUUCACAUUCUAAACAAAAAUGACUACAUUUUAAAGAAUUCGAAUCAUUAUCAACAAGUAUAUGAAGAGAAACCCAAUAUUUUAUUAUUGGGAGAUGCCAUAGGUGAUGCUGAAAUGGCUGCAGAUAAACCAAAGCAAACUGUAUUGCGUAUAGGUUUCAUAAAGGGAAAUGAUAAACGAACAAUUGAAUUAUUUUCUAAUGAAUUCGAUAUUCUGUUAAUUGAUGACCAAUCUAUGAAUGUUCCGCUUGAAUUAUUGAAAUUAAUUCCUAAAAAAUAAUAAAAUGUAAAAUA
This is a messenger RNA of Chrysoperla carnea, 977 nucleotides long. It is a transcript of the gene cN-IIIB, whose product is annotated as 7-methylguanosine phosphate-specific 5'-nucleotidase. The record is from RefSeq and is a predicted model, not a curated record. NCBI's taxonomy places the organism in Eukaryota, Metazoa, Arthropoda, Insecta, Neuroptera, Chrysopidae. The coding region runs from base 55 to 963 and encodes 302 amino acids. Gene Ontology annotation, molecular function: magnesium ion binding; 5'-nucleotidase activity. Gene Ontology annotation, cellular component: cytoplasm. The transcript is spliced from 6 exons.